Messenger RNA from Protobothrops mucrosquamatus (brown spotted pit viper), 1234 nucleotides. RefSeq names its product N-acetylglucosamine kinase (gene NAGK). The coding region runs from base 1 to 1203 and encodes 400 amino acids. Lineage: Eukaryota; Metazoa; Chordata; Lepidosauria; Squamata; Viperidae. The record is from RefSeq and is a predicted model, not a curated record. Gene Ontology annotation, molecular function: N-acetylglucosamine kinase activity. The transcript is spliced from 10 exons.
AUGGAGUCUGGCACUUCCCGCACAGAGGCUGGCCUGACGCUGCUGCUCGCUGACCGUGCGCUGACCCUGAGGACGUUGCACCUGCGCGGCAGCCGGAGGCCAAGGAAGACCCUUGUCCCCGGCCCUGUGGGCAGCUGUGGGGCAUCGGAAGAAGCAGCCGAUGCCAAGCCAGGAGACACAUCCGAAGCAUCAGCCAGGGGGGGGACCCACUCCAAGGUGGUGCUGCUCUCCGAAGAUGGCAAGAUCCUGGCCGAGGCCGAGGGGCCCUGCACCAACCACUGGCUGGUUGGCUCGGACACGUGCCUGGACCGGAUUGACGCCAUGGUCCAAGAUGCUAAAAGGAAGGCGGGGGGCGAUCCACACACUCCGCUUCGUUCGCUGGGUCUCUCCCUGAGUGGAGGGGAGCAGAAGGAAGCCAUCAAGAAGCUCGUUGAGGACAUGAAGACCCGGUUCCCACAUCUGAGCGAGAAUUACUUUAUCACGACCGACGCCGUUGGGGCCAUCGCCACUGCGACCGACAGCGGUGGAGUGGUGCUUAUCUCGGGAACCGGCUCCAACUGCAAGCUGAUCAACCCUGAUGGCUCUCAGAUCAGCUGUGGAGGAUGGGGCCACAUGAUGGGGGAUGAAGGAUCAGCUUACUGGAUUGCCCACCAGGCUGUGAAGAUGGUGUUUGAUGGCCUGGACAACCUGGAGGUCCCACCACAUGACAUCGGCUACGUCAAGCAGGCCAUGUUUGACUACUUCCAGGUAUCCGACCGGAUGGGGCUUCUGACUCACCUCUACAGGACCUUUGAGAAGUCUAAAUUUGCAGGCUUCUGCCAGAAGCUGGCCGAAGGCGCCCAGGCUGGGGAUCCCCUGUGCCGCUACGUUUUCGACAGGGCUGGAGAAGUUCUGGCGCGGCAUAUCGUGGCUGUGCUGCCCAAAAUUGACCAGAUCUUGCUGCAAGGGCACCUGGGGCUGCCCAUCGUCUGCGUCGGAUCCGUGUGGAAGAGCUGGGAGAUGAUGCGGGAAGGAUUCGUCCGGGUCCUGGGCCAGGCGCACAGCCGGCAGCUGCACGGCGCCUUCUCCCGGUUCAGCCUGCUGAAGCUGAAGCAGUCCUCGGCCCUGGGGGGGGCCAGCCUGGGGGCCAGGCACAUCGGCCAGCCCCUCCCUCUGGAUUACGCGGCCAACGUGGACGUCUUCUACAGCCAGUCCUUCGCCUAGAGACGGGCGCCAGGCAGCUCCUGGCCAUCCU